Molecule: messenger RNA, 3558 nt
Organism: Sphaerodactylus townsendi
Lineage: Eukaryota; Metazoa; Chordata; Lepidosauria; Squamata; Sphaerodactylidae
Gene: SUDS3
Product: SDS3 homolog, SIN3A corepressor complex component
Exons: 12
Coding region: 83-1189 (368 amino acids)
Biological process (GO): negative regulation of transcription by RNA polymerase II
Cellular component (GO): Sin3-type complex
Molecular function (GO): histone deacetylase binding
Source: RefSeq, a predicted model, not a curated record
GAGGGCUCGCUCCCUCGGCGCUGGCUGAAGGGAGGAGAGUUGCCGCGGGAAGCGCGUCCGUCGGUUCUCCCGCACCGCCGACAUGAGUGUAGCCGCUCUGGUCCCUCCUGCGCUCCCGCCCGGACCGCCGCCGCCACCACCGCCGCCGCCUCCUCCUCCCACCACGUUGCCCCCGGGAUCAGGCCCUGCCGCCGCCGCGGCCCUUGCAGCCGCCGCGGCCGUCGCGGCCGCGGAGAGCUAUGAAGAGGAGGAGCUGGACAGUCCCGCCGACGAGGAGGAUGGAGAGCGCAGCGGCCGCGCGCGGGACUCUGACGAGGAUACCGAGGAUGCUAGUGAAACAGAUCUGGCCAAACAUGAUGAAGAGGAUUAUGUAGAAAUGAAGGAACAGAUGUAUCAGGAUAAACUGGCUUCUCUUAAGAGGCAGCUACAGCAACUGCAAGAAGGUACUUUACAAGAGUAUCAGAAAAGAAUGAAAAAACUGGAUCAGCAAUAUAAGGAGAGGAUACGUAAUGCAGAACUCUUUCUUCAGCUGGAAACAGAGCAGGUAGAAAGGAACUAUAUCAAGGAGAAAAAGGCAGCCGUGAAGGAAUUUGAAGAUAAGAAGAUUGAGCUGAAGGAAAACUUGAUCGCUGAAUUGGAAGAGAAGAAGAAAAUGAUAGAGAGUGAAAAGCUAACCAUGGAGCUAACGGGCGAUUCCAUGGAGGUGAAACCUAUCAUGACAAGAAAGUUGAGGAGGAGGCCAAAUGACCCGGUCCCCAUUCCAGACAAAAGGAGGAAGCCAGCCCCUGCUCAGCUUAAUUACCUUCUAACAGAUGAACAGAUAAUGGAGGACCUGCGGACACUCAACAAGCUUAAAUCUCCUAAAAGACCAGCAGAUAAAGUUCACUCCUCUGUUCCAGCGUCUCCUUCAUCACCAGAGCACCUGCCAGCUACGCCCGCCGAAUCCCCAGUGCAGCGAUUUGAAGCUAGGAUAGAAGACGGCAAACUUUACUACGAUAAAAGAUGGUAUCACAAGAGCCAGGCUAUUUAUCUGGAAUCGAAAGAGAACACCAAAAUCAGCUGCGUGAUCAGUUCUGUGGGAGCCAAUGAGAUCUGGGUGAGGAAAACCAGCGACAGCACAAAAAUGAGGAUCUAUCUCGGCCAGCUACAGCGAGGGGCGUUUGUGAUCCGCCGGCGGUCGGCUGCGUGACUCUCUGCACUAACGCUUCUGUGACAUGUUAUAGACAAUCAGUUCUUAUGGAGAUUCGCAGUUGCUCUUCCCGGAUUUUGUCAGAAGACGUUCAUUCUCUUACCCCCAACCCCACUCCCUUGGAAGCAGUCUGUUCGCUGCCAUGUUAUUCCAGCCGCCGGUGUCUCUCGUGAGCCCAGGCUGUGUCCUGGAGUUUGGCCAGGGACACUAGUUUAGUUUAGCGUUUUUUUCUUUGUAACCUGAGACUGUUUAAGGAGAAUGUAUGCCAAUGUUUUUAAACUUUGCAUUCUGACAUCCUGUAAAGAGUACGCACGGUACCUUCGAAUUGAGCAAUGGCAGCUCGGUGGUGAAAAGGCCUCGAGGAAACUUACCAGCGAUCUACGAAGAUGCAAGGCACUGAAAGAAGAGGAAACAAAUCCUCUUGCAGUGCCUGUUGCUAUUUAGCCUACAAAACAUUACCCCUGCAGGGUUACAGGGAAAAGGUGUUAGUUUUCCAAAAUCCUGAAAGUACAUUUUCCCCCCUGGUUCAAGUGUAGUUAAAGGAGUCUGACUUGGUUACUCCGAAGCUACUUGAAGAACUCUGUUUUCGUUUUGAUGUUUCCUGCGGCUGGCGAAUCCAAGGAAAGACUGAACUCGGGGGGGUUCAGGGAAGGAGGCUGCAUAAGGGGAGAUUCACAAAUGGGGGUGCCUGUUGCACGCUGCGCCAUGCGGUGAUCACGACAGUUCGCCUUCCUUGACCAGUGGGGUGGUCUUGUUGGAGGAGGGGUUUCUGCAGAAUGUCACAUGCCGCUGCCAGGCCUUGGCUUUGUAUGUGAGCAUACUUUAAAAAGUGUCACGAAUGGUGUGAUGGCGCCAGAUGGAGGUGCUUCGUGCUUCUUCCAAGAGUGCUGUGCUUUUGUGUGACCUGAUGGUGGCAGUGAAGUUGCUUCCAAAACACUCCUUUAUCUCUGGCAUCUACUGUGGUAUUUGCUUUAUUCUCAAGCUCCCCUGUUGGCUGGCAGUCUUGUAUGCCAAUCUGGCCAGUGCAGACCGCAAGAGGACGGGGCUCUGCUGCAUCUCUUUCAAGCAUGCCCUUCAACAACAUUGGUUAUCUCACGGAACCCAGACCUCUUGCUUCUGAAGCAUUCUGGCUUCCUUUUAUUUUGGAAUGUGUCCGGCUUCUUCUCUGUUUUUUUCCUGGCAGUUUUGUGUUUCAAGUCAGGCAGCGAUCAAAACCACUUUAGGACUUUGGGAUGGACAUUUAGGAAGUUGGUGGCUCUGGGGCACCUCUUGCUCAAGCAGUGGUCAGUAGCUCACUUGGAGAUUCUGCUACUGCCUUCCCGUGAGGUCUUUCCCACCAAAUUGAGGCGUGUCAGACAUGAAAACUGAACAGCGAACCGUCCUCUUGUUGGUUUUUUUUAUUUUUAUGCAUUCGCUUUAGAUCACUCGUCUAGCAAGUUGCUGAUUGGAGGCAGUUUUCCUUGACACACCCUUGAGCUGGGGAGGCUUAUAUUAUUUCCUCAGGAGCUGUGAACAAACCAGAUGGUUGGUGUUCCUUUGGCUCAGCUGAGCUAUGGGGUGUGCUGAUAGUUUUGCGUUAAAGGCAACCUGAUCAUAAGCACAUACACCUGCUGCCCUUUAGGUCAUCUGUCUGGUAGUACGUGCGUUGUGCAUCUCUGCUGUGUAGUGCCUGACUUCAGAAAGCAGAGGGUACGAACAAAGUCACCAUUUGAAGAAACCAGGCUCUGCUAGAGAGUAAGUGCUAACACCAGGAGAGCUAGAGAAGGCUCCUGUAGUGAUCUCCUCCAAUAGGUGUUGCUGUGCUCCCUGUUGAUCUUGUGGCUGCUGCUUUGCAGUCUGCUGUAUAAAGUAGAUGGUAGAGAUGCAGGAGCCCUUUCUUGCCUGGAAACGAGCCCUUUCUGCGGGCUGAAUAUCACCCCUGUCUAUCUCCAAAGAAUUAAAAGCACAGCUGGAUGAAACGCUGCCAAAUGUUUGCUGCAAAUCUGAAAGUUUUUUUUAAAGGAUUUAUUACCUUUCUGUUUCUUUUAUGGUCAAGGAGCAGCCUUAGCCGGCAAACAUUUUUGAGAGUGGCUGCAUAGUCUUGCCUCCUUGGGAAAAGGGUAGGGGGGUUUUUUGCAGUGAGAUGGUUCUUUAUAAUAAAGGCCUUGGGAGAGAUGGGCAGCCUUCGCGGAGCCUGGAAAAUCUGGCCUUGGUUUCUGUAAAACUGGGGCGUGAAAUAAGCUGGAUUCAACUUCAGAGCGUUUGCUGCCCCCAGCUUCAUUGAGGCAUCAUUGGUGCAAAGGAAAGUCUCGAGUUUUGCACCUAGAUAGGUCAGAUUUCUGCGUGCCGAAACGGUUCAAAUCAAUAAAGUUUAGAGAUUUGCAGAAGGA